Molecule: messenger RNA, 2864 nt
Organism: Aplosporella prunicola CBS 121167
Lineage: Eukaryota; Fungi; Ascomycota; Dothideomycetes; Botryosphaeriales; Aplosporellaceae
Exons: 5
Coding region: 385-2505 (706 amino acids)
Biological process (GO): translational initiation
Cellular component (GO): cytosolic small ribosomal subunit
Molecular function (GO): translation initiation factor activity; ribosome binding; protein binding
Source: RefSeq, a predicted model, not a curated record
GCGAGGACGGACAAGUUGGAACUCUUGGCGCCAGGCCCGGCCAGGCGUCCCACAAGAUGUUUUGAUCAUCUCCAGCGUCACCGACGGCUUUCUCUUCCACACGCCUCCCCCGCGCCUCAACCGCCCCCCGUGUCCGCCGUUACUUUGACGACUCGCCUUCAAGCCAACCGAGCAGUGCCUGCGAGGAUUUCAUUAUCCAGCGCAGAGACCUCCUGACGAUCAAGCGCGCAAACUUUCAAUUCUUCAGGCUCCUCCUCCCCGACCAGCCCUGAGGCGCGUGCUCGUCACUUCGAUUUCGGACAAAGGAAUCGGACAAGCGUCAGCUAGCAACCCAAGAAUCACUGCUCCGACAACUUUCGCAUCCUCCUGUGGCUUUCACUAGUCAUGGCUGAACCGACGCAGUUGGCUUACCGCACCCUGAAGGGCAUUGGCGUUCUCAACGCCGCCCCAGUCUACGAAGAGCUUCCCGGCUUCGCCAGACCCGAGGGCAACCUUCGAUGCUGCUGCUACUCUCCCGACGGUAAAUACUUUGCCUGGGCUUCACCCGAGCAAGUUUCCGUCAUUGAUGCUGCCGUUGGACACGUCAUCACCACCCUUCCCGCGGAGAACGUCUACGAGCUUGGUUUCUCCCCUCUCGGCACGUACAUCAUCACCUGGCAGAGGCCCUCGAAGGACGAGACUGGCAAUGCCACGAAGAACUUGAAGGUCUGGAGGACGAUCGAUGAGAGCGCUGGCGCCGAGGGACAAAGGAAUGUCGUCGGCCAGUUUGUGCAGAAAAACCAGACUGGCUGGAACUUGCAGUACACCGCCGACGAGCGCUACUGCGCGCGCUGCGUCACCAAUGAGGUUCAAUUCUACGAAAGCGGAGAUCUGGGCACCGUCUGGAACAAGCUUCGCGCUGAGGGCGUCACGGACUUUGCUGUUUCGCCGGGCAAGAACCUUUCAGUUGCUGUUUUCAUUCCGGAGCGCAAGGGCCAACCCGCCGCAGUCAAGGUCUUCCUUGUUCCCCAGUUCAACUCUCCUGUGUCGCAGAAGACUUUCUUCAAGGGCGACAAGGUGCAGCUCAAGUGGAACGCGCUGGGCACUAGCGUCAUUGUGCUUGCCCAGACCGAUGUCGACAAGUCGAACAAGAGCUACUACGGCGAGACGAACAUGUAUAUCCUGAGCGCCAAUGGUGGAUUCGACGCCAGGAUUACGCUGGAUAAGGAGGGCCCCAUCCACGACGUGACGUGGUCCCCCAACUCGAAGGAGUUCGGUGUUAUCUAUGGAUACAUGCCCGCGAAGGCCACCGUCUUCAACCAGCGCGCCGUUGCGACGCACAACUUCCCUCUUGCGCCCCGCAACACCAUCCUCUUCUCGCCCCAUGGUCGUUUUGUUCUGGUGGCUGGCUUUGGUAACUUGGCUGGACAGAUGGACAUUUACGAUAUUGAAAAGGACUACACUAAGAUUUGCACCAUUGAAGCUAGCAACUCGUCGGUCUGCGAGUGGAGCCCCGAUGGCAAGCACAUCCUCACUGCCACUACGAGCCCCCGCCUGCGUGUGGACAACGGCAUGAAGAUCUGGCACAUUGGUGGCGGCAUCAUGUACCACGAGGAGAUGCACGAGCUUUACCACGUCUGCUGGCGUCCUCAGGCGGACAUCCAGCUUGACAGCAACCCCUUGACGGUUCCGACGCCGCACGCCUCGGCCCUCAAGUAUCUAAGCACUGCCAAGACCCCCUCCAAGCCUGUUGGUGCCUACAGGCCUCCCGGUGCCCGUGGUACCAGCACUCCCCUCCACUUCAAGCGUGAGGACGAGGGUGGUGCUGCCUACGUCAACACCGGCAUCUCUUCCACGUCCGGCAACAUCAACAGCAACGGCUUCGGACGUCCCCGUCAACGCAUGGUCCCUGGUGCCGACCCCACCGAGCACGUUCCCUCGGGAGCGGCCCCUGGUGGAGGUGUCAGCCUCGCCGGCACCGGCGAAGGCGCCGACGGCGAGUUGUCCAAGGCGGCGCUCAAGAACAAGAAGAAGCGCGAGGCCAAGAAGGCCAAGGAGGCCGCGGACAAGGCCGCUGGUCUGAACGCCCAUGGCGGGCAGCAGGGCCGGGGACACCCGCACUCGCACUCGCGCAGCCCGGACGGCCGCGACGGCCGGACCCACGAGCGCAACCGCUCGCGCGGCAACUCGGGCGACGGGCGCGCGCCCAGCAAGAACCGGCAGCAGAGGGGCCCGCCGCAGCAGUUCCAGCAGGGCCAGAACGGGCAGCGGGCGGCGGCGCCGCCGGCCGUGGCGCCGCCUGCGCCGACGCAGCAGGUGCCGGCGCCGGAUGUGACGGUAACGUCGCCGGGCGGGGCUAGCGCGCACGACAAGAAGGUGCGCAGUCUGCUGAAGAAGAUGCGCGCGAUUGACGACUUGAAGAUGCGCCAGGCGGGCGGCGAGAAGUUGGAGGAUACGCAGAUCAAGAAGAUUGCGACUGAGGAGGGCAUCAGGAAGGAGUUGGAUGCGCUGGGGUUCCAGGGUUAAGUAGGUCCGUUAUUGUUGUCGACGGAUGGAUGGAAUUGGAGCUUGGCGCGGUGGCUAGGUAUUCUAUUUAGGACCUACCUUAGCGCUGGCCUUUUUGUUCUUGGUUCUUGGUUCUUGGUGCUUGGAUGAUCUGAUUUGAUGUGAUUGACGGUGAUGGGGUGAGUCGGUUGGUUGGUUGGAUGGUUGGGCGGGUGAGUGGGCAAGUGGGUGGAAAGGAUGGAGAUGGUGCUUGAGAGCAGCGGGUGGUUGUGCAUUCGGAUGGAUGGACUCGAAAAGCGUGUGGGUGUGUGGGUGGAUAGACAGACAGGCAGACAAGCAGACAAGCAGACAGACGAAAAAGCAACCUACCUAGUUACGUG